Molecule: messenger RNA, 776 nt
Organism: Cynara cardunculus var. scolymus (artichoke)
Lineage: Eukaryota; Viridiplantae; Streptophyta; Magnoliopsida; Asterales; Asteraceae
Product: protein MIZU-KUSSEI 1-like
Exons: 1
Coding region: 32-700 (222 amino acids)
Biological process (GO): hydrotropism
Source: RefSeq, a predicted model, not a curated record
UAACCAUCCAUAUUCUUGAUAAUUCUCCCUCAUGGAAAACCCAACUCUCAUAUCAUUGCUACAACACACCACUCGAACCGGAAAGCGGUCCAAAAGCAGCGGCAGCGGCAGCGGCAGCGGAGGAAUCUUCCGCAUGUUGAAGCUUCUCCCCAUGUUAACCUCCGGUUGCAAAAUGGUUGCAUUGUUAGGACGGCCACGAAGACCGCUACUAACCGAUCACGCCACCACCGGAACCUUAUUCGGGUACCGAAGAGGGAAAGUGAGUCUAGCCAUCCAAGAGGAUCCGCACCGCCUCCCUGUCUUUGUGAUCGAGCUCCCGAUGAACUCAAGUGCCUUCCAGAGAGAGAUGGCGUCAGAUACCGUGCGUCUGUCACUCGAAAGCGAGACGACGAGUCGAAAGAAGAAGGUGUUGGAGGAGUUUGUGUGGGCGGUCUAUUGUAAUGGGAGGAAAUACGGAUACUCGAUUAGGAGGAAAGAGAUGACGGAUGAUGAGGUUUAUGUGAUGCAAUCGUUGAGGGGUGUGUCGAUGGGUGCCGGAGUUCUGCCGGGGUUGUCGGCGAUGGACGGAGAGUUGACAUAUAUGAGGGCAAGGUUUGGAAGAGUGGCUGGAAGUAAGGAUUCUGAAGCUUUUCAUAUGAUCAAUCUUGAAGGUGCUGAAAAUGGCCAGGAAUUGAGCAUUUUCUUUCUAAGACUACAUUGAAAACAGUAACAAAUUUAUAACUAUAUAUAUAGUUUUCAUAAAUACCAUCGUUUAACUUUUACUAUAAGUAUGUGAA